Molecule: messenger RNA, 354 nt
Organism: Drosophila subpulchrella
Lineage: Eukaryota; Metazoa; Arthropoda; Insecta; Diptera; Drosophilidae
Gene: Hyls1
Exons: 2
Coding region: 1-354 (117 amino acids)
Source: RefSeq, a predicted model, not a curated record
AUGGAUGCAUCUGUGCCGCCCACGGCAAAUAAUGUUUUGGAACCCGAAAAGCGUCGCAGUCGCAGCAAAACCCGCCAAGGGAAGGAACCUCCACUGUCAAGUGGCGAAUCUGAAGCCAAUGAGGACCGUCCCAGGAUGCAACGCCGACGGCGCAGCAAGUCGCAUCCGCGCAGCGCCAGUCGGGGACGUUCCUUGGCUCGCCGUCGUUGCAAAUCCAAGCACUGCGAUCCGGUGGCGUUAUUCCAAUACUACCAGAAGGAGUGGGCUCAUUUCCGCAGCCAGAUUCCCGGCGAGAAUACCCGCGUGAAUGCUCGCCACGGGUUACACCACAAGCCAAUAGUUCCGAAGAAGUGA